AUGGAUGAUACAAGAUAUCCGGCGUAUGAAGAAAAUAAAACAGGUGAACUUAUAAUCCCUGAAUGCGAGGCUAAGAGCAAACCGUUUGUGGGGCAGAUUUUUCCAAAUUUGGAUGUAGGAUGUAAGUUUUACGACGACUAUGCAGAGUUAUGCGGUUUUACAUCCAGAAAAAGCACAAGCACAAAGGAUGAUGAUGGUACAAUUAUUUUAUACUAUGUGUUAUGCAAUAGAGAAGGUAUUCCUCCUAAGCCUGACGAGUCAUUGAUGCCCAAAAGUAAACGCUCAACCAAGAAGCGUAAGAGGACGUCAUGCAAGGUGAAUUGCAGGGCUCAGAUUAUUUUCCAAAUUUCAGAUUUUGGUAUGUAUAAUGUGCGCACGUUCAUUGAGGGUCAUAAUCACACCAUGGUUCCUACUGUAUCUAGACACCUUAUGCCCGUGAACAAGAACGUUACCCCUGCCCAUGAGAUGUGGAUUACGUCCGUGAUUAAAGCAAACAUUGGGCCUAUUAGAUCUUUCCGUAUGUACAGAGAGAUUAUGGGCGAGUAUGAGGAUAUUGGUUGUGUCAGUAAUGAUUUCAAGAAUUUUGUACGUGAUCUUAAUGUUUACGCACUUGAUUCAGAUGCUCACAUGAUUUUGCAAACAUUCUUGAAUAAAAAAGAGUUAGGCAAUGGCUUCCAAUAUUUCUAUGAUGUAGACGAUGAGAAUAGGCUUCGUCGAUUGAUUUGGACCGACGAAGUCUCUGUUAAGAACUACAAAUUAUUUGGUGAAGCCGUGUCCUUCGACGCAACAUACAAUACCAACAGGGAUAACCAUGGCAAGUGUUUGUCUUUUGGUGCAGCCACCAUAUCUCAAGAAGAUGUUGAUUCGUAUUCUUGGGUUUUGGAGAAGUUUGUUGAAUGCGUGGGAAAUGCCCCACCACUAUUAAUAACUGAUCAAGAUCCAGGGUUGAAAAAGGCUGUUGCGGCAGUUUGGCCUCAAACACGUCACAGAUACUGCAUGUGGCAUAUUACAAUGAAGGAGAAUUGGCAAAAUCUUAUGGAUGAGUACGACCUGUCGGAUAAUAGAUGGUUUUCUGAUAUGUUCGAUGAUCGUUCACACUGGAUCCCUGCAUACUUUAGAGAUGUCAGUAUGAGUGGAUUAUUCAGAACUACAUCGUUGUCAGAGAGCGAGAAUAGCUACUUCAAACGUGCAUUGGAGGCUCAACGACAUAAUUAUCAUAAGACUACCUUUGCUGACGAGACUGGCGUUCUACCCAUGAAGACGAGACUUAAAAUAGAGAAGCAUGCUGCAACCAUAUACACCAACAACAUAUUCAAGGAGAUACAAGACGAGAUAGAUGAUUCGCAAACCCAUUGCAAUAUGUAUAAGAUGGAGGAGCAAGUUGAUGAGAGCAUAUAUACUGUGCAUGACAAUGUUGAUGGGAAAUUCGUGGUGCGACAUAGACUGUCGGACACUUAUACAUCUUGCAGCUGCAAUCUUUGUAUUGGGUAUGUUGGUGACAAUCAAGUGCUACGUGAAGAACUCCUUGCAGCGUUGAUUGAAGUUGAAAAAAGAUUUGCGAAGGAGAGGGCAGUACAGAGUCUAAGCUAG
Molecule: messenger RNA, 1590 nt
Organism: Salvia miltiorrhiza (redroot sage)
Lineage: Eukaryota; Viridiplantae; Streptophyta; Magnoliopsida; Lamiales; Lamiaceae
Product: protein FAR1-RELATED SEQUENCE 5-like
Exons: 6
Coding region: 1-1590 (529 amino acids)
Biological process (GO): regulation of DNA-templated transcription; DNA transposition
Molecular function (GO): transposase activity; DNA binding
Source: RefSeq, a predicted model, not a curated record